UGAAGGCAGCAGGGAAAGCUUCAAGAUGGUGAAAUUUGGGCUCCAGUUCAAAGCCACUCUGGAAAAUGUCACUAAUGUGAGACCAUUGGGCGACGACUUCCGCUGGUUUCUGAAGCUGAAGUGUGGAAACUGUGGAGAGAUCCCAGAUAAAUGGCAGUAUGUGACACUAGAGGAGAGUGUGCCACUAAAAGGAGGAAGAAGCAGUGCGAGCAUGGUGCAGAAGUGUAAACUUUGUGCCAGGGAAAAUUCAAUUGAUAUCCUGGGAGACACAAUCAAACCUUAUAAUGUGGAGGACAGCGAGAGCUUCAAGACAAUGGUGCAGUUUGAGUGUCGAGGGCUGGAGCCCAUUGACUUCCAACCUCAAGUGAGUCUCUCUAAGCAGAUGCUGGAUUCGCUGCACAAGGAGCCGAGUCCGGAACACAGUUUCCUGAAAUUAACCUGCAAGAAAAAGACUGGACGGACUACGAUGAGAAAGUCAAGGAGUCGGUGGGAAUAUAUGAGGUCACACACAAGUUCAUCAAGUGCUAAUGUCAUCAAGUUAAAAGCCUCCCAGUUGGGAGAACGAACACUACAGCCAAACAUCCUCCGGUCUUUUAGUUGCCAUCAAGGAUGCAUCAGAUGUUGAGGUGGCGAGGUUUGGAUGAUGAUGAACAGUAACAGGUGUGGAUCAAAACCACAGGUUGUCCAUACACGUCUUGGAUUAAUCAAAAUGUUCAAGGCUUUUUUCACUGCUUCAAUAAAAUUGAAAUGGGACAGUUUUGAAUUAAGCUUUUUCUAUGCAGUGCCACUUUAAAUGGUCUGUAGUCAUGUAGUAGAACCACACUUUUAUAGCAAAACCAACCUGUGAAAUUAUAAAAAAAAAAGAAGUCCAGAACAACUUAUUACAGCUGUG
Molecule: messenger RNA, 892 nt
Organism: Anoplopoma fimbria (sablefish)
Lineage: Eukaryota; Metazoa; Chordata; Actinopteri; Perciformes; Anoplopomatidae
Gene: czib
Product: CXXC motif containing zinc binding protein
Exons: 8
Coding region: 26-625 (199 amino acids)
Molecular function (GO): zinc ion binding
Source: RefSeq, a predicted model, not a curated record